AUGGCGGCAGCCGUAGCUCCGAAAGGUGUUAAUACAUAUUUAAGUCAAAAUCAAAAUGUUACGGAUAAAGAAUUGGCUGCUGAAUGGGCGCAGCUCGAAGAAUUAUACAAUAAAAGGCUUUGGCAUCAGCUGACACUUAAAUUAGAAACAUUUGUGAAACAUCCAACUCUUUCGAAAGGAGAUAAUUUGGUGCAAUUAUAUGUCAAUUUUUUGUCUACCUUCGAGAAUAAAAUAAACCCUUUAUCGUUGGUGGAAAUAUUAGCACACGUAAUACAACAGUUUCAAGAUAAACAAGAAGCAAUUAAAUUUUUGGAGAAAACUGAAUCUAAAGUUAAAACUAGCAAUGAAGCAGUUGCUCUCUGCAAGGUCCUUAUUGGACAGAUUUUAUUGGAUAAAUUAAACGAUCAAGAACAAGCAAAAAAAAUUAUAGAAGAUGUAGAAGCUAUGUUAGAUAAUGCUGAUGGCAUUACCACAGUUCAUGGAAGAUUUUAUUUGUUAGCCAGUCGUCUUUAUCGUUUGCAAGGAAAACAUGCUGAAUACUAUCGUACUGCUCUAAGAUAUCUGGGCUGUAUUGAUUUAAGUACCUUAAGUAGACAAGAACAGGAACAACAUGCGUUUUUUCUUGGUUUAGCUGCACUCUUGGGUGAAGGUGUUUAUAAUCUUGGGGAAUUGCUAGCUCAUCCUGUUUUACAAUCUUUGAAGGGCACAUCAAAUUCUUGGCUUGUCGAUUUAUUGCAAGCUUUCAAUGCUGGUGACAUUGCUGCACUAGAACGAUUAAAACCUCAAUGGAGCAAAGUUGCUGAUCUAGCUGCACAAGAAUUAAAACUGAGGCAAAAAAUUUCUUUACUGUGCCUGAUGGAAAUGACGUUCAAACGGCAAGCUAACAACAGACAACUAACAUUCACAGAAAUUUCUCAAGAAACUCGAUUACCUCUUGGUGAAGUUGAACUGUUAGUAAUGAAAGCUUUAGCUCAAGGUUUGGUUCGUGGUGCUAUCGAUCAAGUAGCAGGAACAGUGAACAUGACGUGGGUACAACCUCGCGUAUUGGAUCGUAGUCAAAUAGCUGGAAUGGUUCAGAGACUUGAUGGAUGGUGUAAAGAUGUUAGCUCAAUGGAGCGACUAUUGGAAUCUAGAGCUUCUGACAUUCUUACUCUUUAAUAUUAGGUUCUAUAUACUUUUACUGAUUUAUCUGUAAUUUGUACUUCUGUAUGUUAAUUAACUCAUCG
Dufourea novaeangliae is the source of this 1226-nucleotide messenger RNA. RefSeq names its product 26S proteasome non-ATPase regulatory subunit 13 (gene Rpn9). Gene Ontology annotation, biological process: ubiquitin-dependent protein catabolic process. The record is from RefSeq and is a predicted model, not a curated record. Gene Ontology annotation, cellular component: nucleus; cytosol; proteasome regulatory particle, lid subcomplex. Gene Ontology annotation, molecular function: structural molecule activity. NCBI's taxonomy places the organism in Eukaryota, Metazoa, Arthropoda, Insecta, Hymenoptera, Halictidae. The coding region runs from base 1 to 1158 and encodes 385 amino acids. The transcript is spliced from 5 exons.